CCCAGCAAGGGCUUUCCUUUCGUAUAAUAAUUCAUUUAAUAAACUCAUCAAGUCUUGGUGGAGAGCAAAAGGCAAGAUUUAUACAAAAAAAAAAAAAAAAAAGAAAUCCGUAGAAGAGGAAAAUCGCCAAGCAGCAGCAAAAAACAAAAAAAAAUUUUUUUUUUGAAGAAUGGGCGUUGAUUAUUACAAGAUUCUUCAGGUCGACCGAAAUGCAAAAGACGAAGAUUUGAAGAAAGCGUAUCGUAAACUGGCCAUGAAGUGGCAUCCCGAUAAAAACCCUAACAACAAGAAAGAAGCUGAAGCCAAAUUUAAGCAAAUCUCUGAAGCUUACGAUGUUUUGAGUGAUCUCCAAAAGCGUGCGGUUUAUGAUCAGUUCGGAGAAGAAGGGUUAAAAGGCCAGAUGCCUCCUCCGGGGGCGGGAGGGUUCCCGGGAGGGGUGGACGGAGGUCCGACGAUGUUCCGGUUCAAUACUCGGAGCCCCGACGAUAUUUUCUCGGAGUUUUUUGGGUUUUCGAGUCCGUUUGGAGGUAUAGGUGAUAUGGGCGGGUCACGUGUAGGGGCGUCGGGGUUCCCCAGGGGCAUGUUUGGAGAAGAUAUUUUCGGCUCGUUUAGGGGUGGAGCUGGAGAGUGUUCUACAACUAUGCCCCGUAAAGGACCCGCAAUUGAAAGAACAUUGCCUUGCAGCUUGGAGGAUUUGUACAAAGGGACUACCAAGAAGAUGAAGAUUUCUAGGGAUGUUUCUGAUGGUAGCGGGAGACCUACAACAGUGGAGGAGAUUCUUGCUAUUGAGAUUAAGCCAGGGUGGAAAAAAGGUACAAAAAUUACUUUUCCAGAAAAGGGAAAUGAGCAACGAGGGGUCAUUCCUUCUGAUCUUGUGUUCAUCAUUGAUGAGAAGCCUCACAGUGUGUUCAAGAGGGAUGGUAACGAUCUUGUUGUUACUCAGAAGAUAUCUCUAGUGGAAGCUCUAACUGGUUAUACAGCACAGCUGACAACACUUGAUGGACGGAAUCUGAUGGUCCCUAUUAACAACAUCAUCGGUCCAACCUAUGAAGAAGUUGUUAAAGGGGAGGGAAUGCCCAUUCCCAAAGAACCUUAUAAGAAAGGAAAUUUGAGAAUUAAAUUCAACAUCAAGUUUCCUACCAAGCUUACAACAGAGCAGAAAAAUGGCCUGAAGCGGUUAAUAUCAUCUCCCUAAGAAUCAGUGGUGGCCCUUGCUACCAUUAGGCAACUUGUGUAAGUUUACAUUUGUUUUUAUUGCUCUUUUUUUUUUUUUUUUGUUCUUGGAAAGGAAAUUCAUGUGUUGAUGAACUGGGAUAUCAUAAUGGUUAUCUAGAAGUUUAUAAAUUAUUUUCAAAUUUC
Molecule: messenger RNA, 1359 nt
Organism: Durio zibethinus
Lineage: Eukaryota; Viridiplantae; Streptophyta; Magnoliopsida; Malvales; Malvaceae
Source: RefSeq, a predicted model, not a curated record